Penicillium egyptiacum is the source of this 1551-nucleotide messenger RNA. NCBI's taxonomy places the organism in Eukaryota, Fungi, Ascomycota, Eurotiomycetes, Eurotiales, Aspergillaceae. The record is from the annotation of a GenBank genome assembly.
AUGAGGACGAGCUGCGGUUGGCCCAGAUGGGUAGAUUUCCCAUUCUGUGCGAUUGGCAGGUAUGAUAUUGACCGCUACGCAGGGCAUAAACAGGAGUUAGAACGACAUUUCUCGCUUUGGAGUCUGAUUGGACUGGCGGCGAAUUGUACUAUUUCAUGGACAGUGAUAUAUGGCUUCGUCCUCGUUUUUAUCCUUCAAUCUUUCGUCGGCGCUUCUCUGGCAGAAUUUGUAUCAGCGUACCCCACGGAAGGAGGAAUGUACCAUUGGAUUGCCGCCAUUGCUCCCAAACGAUACAACAGCUUGCUCAGCUUUGCCACUGGAUGGUGCACUGUAUUCGGAUGGAUCUUUACAACUGCAUCGACCAAUUUGAUUUAUGCCACAGCGGCCAUGGCGCUGAUUGCUCUUUACCAUGAUGGCCUGGUGGUCCAGCCAUGGAUGACCUUUGUCGCAUAUCAGAUCCUCAAUAUCCUGACUGCGGGCGUGGUCAUGUUCGGGAAUCGGUUUAUUCCGAUGAUCAACAAGUUUUCGUUGGUCUACCUGCAAUUGGCCUGGUUUAUUACCAUGGUUGUCGUGGCUGCCAAAGCGCCAGUUCAUAAUGACAGCAAAUUUGUGUUUCGCACCUGGAUCAACAACACCGGCUGGGACAACAAUGUUAUCUGCUUUAUCACUGGACUAGUCAAUCCAAUGUACUCACUUGGAGGUUUGGAUGGAAUUUCGGUAAGACGUACCUAUUGUCAAAGUGCCCGGGUGAGUGCAGUCGCUGACUGUACCUUAGCACAUCACAGAAGAAAUGCCCAAUCGAUCACCCUAUCAAUUGCGUUCGUGACCGGAAUAUCAUAUCUGCUCAGCCUGAUGUUUUCAGUUCAAGAUUAUGGCAGCUUGGCUGACACACAUACUGGACUUCCUCUUGCCGAGCUCUUUUGGCAGGCAACCUCUACGAGAGGUGGAGCAUUCGGGCUGGUGUUCAUGGUGUGGAUUGCUCUUGGACCCUGCGUCAUUGGUUCGCAGUUGAGUACUGGGCGAGUCUUCUGGGCGUUUGCCCGUGACGAAGGCCUGCCUUUGUCGAAAAUAUGGGCCCGUGUCAACCCUAAGCUGGGCUCUCCGUUCAAUGCCCAGCUCUGUGUUGCUGUGAUUGUGGGCCUUCUCGGAUGCAUAUACUUGGGGUCAAGCACGGCGUUCAAUGCAAUGAUGAGCUCUGCCGUGACAAUCAACAACUUUGCCUACCUUGUGCCCAUUCUGACGAAUGUCCUCUUAUUCCGUCGAACCAUGCACCGUGGUCCAUUCUUCAUGGGCCAGAAGUUUGGAAUGACCGUGAACAUCAUCGCCGUGGCGUGGCUGGUGUUCGCCAUUAUAUUUUUCUCGUUCCCGUAUCAGAUGCCUGUAACUGUAUCAAACAUGAACUAUACCUGCGUUGUUGUAGGCGGAUUCUUGAGCAUUGAGCUUGCUUGGUGGCUCAUUGCGGGAAAGAGGUAUUCUGAUACUGUACAGCGAGCCAGGGAAGAAGGAACCAGUGAGACAGUAGUUAUCGCAGAUGGGAAGUCCGAUGAGUGA